GGCUUUGCUACACAAUGGACAAGAGAAUUUGCCAACUUUUUUUCUGAAUACGGGUGUCAAAUGAAUAAUUCUUGAGGGAGGCACAGUAAGCCAUGGUGACAGUACACCCAGUUUUAAAGCCAUCACAAGGAACUGGUAAAACAAUGCGACCUGACGGUGGUCUCUAUCUCGACACAGAGAACCUUAAUCAGGAGACAUGCCGGGAUUCACCUGCCCAGGUAGCACCGUCAGGACAGCGUCCGAACUCAAGAAGGGGGCAAUGGUUACGUGCUGGCACAAUCCCAAGUUUCACUUCACAAUCGGGGGUGAUCUAUAAACCUGGAGAUUUUGUGUUUGUAGCGAGCAAGCAUGCUGACCAGCCAUACCAUGUGUGCACGGUUCAAGAGUUGAGGAUGACGCGGAGAGAUUUCAUGGUGAUAAUUGUGAAGUGUUUUUAUCGGCCAUCAGAAGUUCCAGACAGUGUUUAUCAGCCAUUGGUGCAGGAUCGACAUCAUGAAAAUUCCACCAAUCAGAAUAGCUGUUACAACUGUUUGAUAGGUUUUCAUCAUGGCCGCCACUUCAAUUCUUCAUACGACUUGGAAAUCCAAGAUCCGCUAAUCCGAUCGCGAGAGCUCUUCAUCUCGCAUUCCUGUGAUACUUAUCCUGCCUCCAGUAUAAGAGGCAAGUGUACUGUUCUCCACUACCAGGAUAUAUUUGCUGUGAAGGACUUCCAGCCCCUGCCUGAUACAUUCUUCUAUAUCUUCGGUUAUAAUUCAGCCACCAAAAGGCUGGCGACCACACAGGGAGAGAUUCGGGUCGGGCCGAGCCAUCAGGCUCGGCUCCCCCUGUACCAGCCCAAUAUCAUGCCGGCCAAUAUGCCUGAGAAGCCGGAGCUCCUCGAGAAGAUGCUCUGGCAGCCAUCUUGUAUCGUGGAUGGGGAUCUCAUGAUGUACCUCAGGGCAGCAAGGAGUAUGGCAGCAUAUGCUGGGAUGUGCAAUGGUGGGUCGACGGAAGAAGGCUUUAUCGCAGCAUCACUCGAUGAAACAACUGCUAAUGCCUUGAAUACAUUACACACGAACUCGUACGACACUGGGAAGAGUCUGCAAGCCCUGGUGAGGUAUCCCGUACCAAAGAGCGUUGAGAAGAAAUGGAAUGAAGAAGAGUCGAAACGAUUUGUCAAAGGGCUUCGACAAUAUGGCAAAAAUUUCUUCAAGAUCCGUCGAGAACUACUCCAACAUAAAGAGACGACGGAUCUUGUGGAGUACUACUACUACUGGAAGAAGACACCGGCCGCCACCACUGCUCGCCCACACCGGCGCCACCGCAGACAGAGUAUCCUCCGUCGACAGACCGCCGCACGAUCCACUACAGCGUCAAGGCCUGCUUCGUGUGAGUUCUUGGAUCUAAGUUCAGCCAGUGAGGUAUCUGACGUUGAGUCUGGUGAUGACAGCGACUCCAGGGAUCUGACGGGUUACGCAUGUAGACACUGCUUCACCACAACUUCCAAAGAUUGGCACCAUGCAGGAAAGGACCGUGCAUUGCUGUGUACAGAGUGUCGUCUGCACUUCAAGAAGUAUGGCGAAGAACGUCCGGUAGACAAGAAAGAGCCGCCACCAUUCCUGUUCAAACCGGUCGUAGAAGACGAAGCACUGGCUGGCAAGCAUACCAUGAGAACACGCCGAAACAGGGACUCGAGUAACGGAUCUAAAGGUCGAGGGAAAAAGAACUCAACUCAGGAAGAGUCGUCAGAGAAUAUUGAUAGUCCUGCUAAUAGCACUGGGUCACAGAAGGUCUCCAGUGGUCACCAGUCACCCAGCACCGUCAGCACCUGUAGUAACAGCAGUACGGAGAAGGAGGACAAGAAAAGUAUUAAGCAGGAGAAGGAUGACGAUGAGGACAGCCUCCCCCCUGUAGACGUCAUAAAGAAACGUCGUCACAGUGAUAGCGAAUCAGACGAUACCCCCAAGAAGAAGAAGGAGCGGUCGGAAAGUCUGUCCGAUUCGAUAUCCGAUAGUAGCAGUAUAUGUAACGAUGAGAAUCAGGUAGAAGAUGGUGAAACAAAUCAGGAUGAGUUAAUGUCCUGCUCAAGUCCAAGUCCUCCAGUCGCACCGAGUCUUACACCAGUCUCGAUUCUUGCUCAGAAUGACAAUGCGAAUCAUGCUCCAUGCGAGUCGCCGAUUCAGAUCAAACAGGAAAUAGAGGAGACAGAAAAAGUAGUGCCGUUAAAUUCAUUGGUUGCCACGUGUGCACCACAGACUACACUGCCAAUAGAGACCAUACCGUCUCACCCACUAAUGCAGAUCGGACUGCCAUAUUCCCAAGCACCCCUUGGGCCAGUGCCACUAUCCUCGCAAUCUCAAAACGAGGCCAGAUCGCCGUCGUCGACGCCCUCGUCUCAACCAUCGCCGUCACCGUCUCACACAUCAUUGCCACCGUCAUCGGCGCCUCCUCCACUAGCGCCAUCUAUGAAUCAACCGCCAUCGUCAUUACCCAUGCAGCUACCACCGCCAUCUCAACAGCUGCCACCGCCCCCACCUCUGGUACAGCAGCCACUGAUGAUGCCCACAUCACUAAUGUCAACACCACCUCCACUUCAUCCAGAUCACCUCCGGGGAGAUCAUUUGCGGUUAGAUCCACACCGGCCAGAGUAUAGUCGUCCGGAUUCAAUGCGGAUAGACCCAAUGCGGCACGAACAUCUCAGGCCAGACAUUAGACCGGAACCAAUUCGGCCAGAUGCUUUAAGACCCGAUCCAGUAAGACCGGAUGCACUUAGGCCAGAUCCUAUGAGGUCAGAUUUGUUAAGACCAGAACUUAUCAGACCAGAUCAGAUCAAACAGGAACGGCAAGACACGUUAAGGCCAGGUCCUCUGCGGCCGGAUGCUUUACCCAUGCGCACAGACUCUUCAAGGCAUGAUCCUAUGAGACCGGAAUCUUUCCGGCCAGACUCUUUACGUGGUGAUCCAAUGCGCACUGAUUCUAUUAGGCCCGAUACGAUGAGGCCAGACUUACACAGACCGGAUCCGACGCGGUCAGAUUCACAGAGGCAUGAAACAAUGAGGUCAGACACUCAUCGGCCUGAUCAAAUGAGAUCGGAUUCACACAGAUCUGACCCAAUUAGGCCGGACACUUUCAGACCAGAUCCUAUGAGGCUUGACGCUCUAAGAUCUGAUCCAAUGCGAACAGAAUCCAUGCGCCCAGACCCAAUGAGGCCAGAAUCCCAUAGACCGGAUCAAAUGCGUGGUGAUCUACAUAGACCGGACCAAAUGCACUCAGACUCUCUGAGAGAUCCUUUAAGAGACAAUAUAAGGCCGGACACUCUGCGACCAGAUCCUAUGCGACCAGAGUCUUUACGAACUGACCAACGGUCAGAAUAUCGGCCAGAUUCAUUGCGGACUGAUUCAGUGCGGACGGAUCAAUUGAGAAUGGACUCUAUGCGAUCGGAUUCAAUGCGGACUGAACCGCUUCGUGGUGAACCUUUAGGACCGGAACAUCGAAAUGAUUGUACGCCGGAUCGGGACCCGUAUGAAAGUCCUCCAGUUACGCCGGAACCCUCUCGGACACCUUCACCAGGACCAGACCCCAUCAUAGUCAAUGAGGACCAUCAUAAAAGUACAUCAGCAUUAUUUAUUAAGAUUCUAAGUCGUGGUGAAUCGAAUUCCUGUUCAAGAUGUGAUCUCAUAUUCCGGCCGACGCCGGAUUCCAAACUUGCCCGGCGGAGAGAGGAGCGUCAGAAGCGGGCGGCCGAUACGCCGGUCAAAGUCAAGGAGGAAGUAAAAGACCGGGAUGAAAAAUGUGCUGUAAGUAGCAUAUGGUCUUCUGCUCCCAAACAGUUACCACCUCAGAGACGGGCAGAGACACCGCCACCAAACCAAUCUGCUGAUGCACAGAUCACCAGUAGCUUUUCCAAUCAACCUUCUACACCGUACGGUGACCGGCACACGCCAAGACAGGCCUACCCAGGCCAUGAUACGCCCGCACUCAGGCAGCUCAGUGAAUAUGCCAGGCCGCACGCUCUAGGACAAGAAAUUCCACGAACAUUGCCAUAUAGUUUGGCAUCGAUGCCGCCAUCUAUGGACCCUAUGUUACAGUAUCGCAUGGCGAGUAUGUACCCACCGGGAUCCAGAGAGAGGCUGGAACUGGACUUGGAGCGCGAGAAACGGGAGCGUGAUGCCAGGGAACGGGAAAUUCGGGAACGGGAACUCCGGGAAAUGGAGUUACGAGAAAAAAUGAAGGCAGAGCUGGAGAUGAAGCCCCCAGGUUUCGACCGACUACCUCCAACUGGCAAUCCUAUCGAUUCUCAUUGGUUAGAGUUACAGCGACGUUAUGCCAUGGCUGGCCAAGGUGGUCCACUAGGCCCGGGCGGGCAUCCAGGUGGGCAACAUAUCCCCGGUGUUUAUCCACCAUCGAGUCUUGCCAGCGAUCUCUUGGCUCGGGAGAGGGAGCGUUUAGAAAGAAUGGGCAUUCCAAUGGGUCACCCUCUCAUGCAGGAGAAUCCAUUCAGCUCUCAGGCGGAGCGCUUGUCAGCGGAGCGCCUCCAAGCCGAGCGGAUGGCGCUCGCAACUGACCCCAUGCUACGUUUACAGAUGGCAGGUAUGAGUGCGGCUGCGGCCGCGGCCCAAGCUCAAGCUCAUCAACACACACACGCCCAUGCUCACACCCAUCUCCAUCUGCAUGGUCAGGACGAGAAUGGCCAGCCUCGCCAGGUGGGGCCACAACCACCACCACAUGGGGUACCGUUCGCGUUGUCAGGCCCACCGUUCUCCAUUCCAGGAGCAGACCCCCUCGCUGCUGGCUCAGCCCUUGGACAAGCUGCUGCUGCCGCCGCUGCUGCUAACCACCCUCUAGCUCAUCAUCCGUACGGUCAUGCUAUAUUAGCGAGCAGGGAGAGAGAGAUGUUAGCUGCCCAACAACACGAGCUGUUGAGUCGGCAGUAUGAUCCAGCUUUAGCGCACCAGUUAUCAGCUCAGGCAGCUCACCACGAGGCUAUCCAGCGGCAGUUAGCGAUGGAACGAGACAGAUUAGCCGGUCAUUCGCUGCCGCAUUAGACUGGAAUCAUGGGAUACAUUAAUAGCACAUCCGGGAAUAGCAAAUUGUGGAACAUUUUGCAAAUGGACAAGAGGAACGAUUUAAUUUAUGAUGACUGUACAUAGGGAUUUUUUAUGUAUAAACAAACUUGGACCAAAACAUUGUGGAUACUAUGACUCGGUAUGGCAUUUUGCAAGAUUUGUAAUUAUCUUAAAGUUUUCUAGAAUUGAUGUCGCGCGAUGUAUAUUCCUAGUGCUAUGAUCUCCUAUUUGGUUUGCAUAGGGCGGUGUUGUUUUGUUGAAUUCGGUUCCUAAGGUGGUGUAAGUGUUUGUACGUUUCUAUGACGGAUCAUUACGGGAGGUCAGUAAUUCUAAACGGGAUGGAAGUGAAAAUAUUCAGCGCUGUUUGUAACUCUGGAUGUCAAUACAAUGAUUUAACUCAACAGUGAGGUAAUUGCCAUCGAGGACAAUUUCUAUCAAUUUUUAAAGGGUCACAUUAUGGUGGUGUAUGGUACUAAAAAGGGGAAUGCGUCCUCGGAAAUUUAUCAUAAUUUCAUGAAUAAUAUGUCUGGACGCAUUUGAUUUUAUGCAAUUAUUUCCGUGGUUUUUGCCAUUACAUGUACAUGUUACUCGGAGCGAUCUAAUGCAAUGGAAAUGUGGAGAAACAGAUUCAGUUUGUGUCAGACACUGAAUAAUCGUACGAAAGGAGAUUCUAAGAAUCAUUGAUGAAUGUGCAAGCAGGGGCGCUGGCAUGAUUAUUUAUUCUUCAAAAUCUGUGCUAAUUGUGCCAGUUAGCCUUGCUAUUCAAGCUCAAAGGAAUUGUUAACUUUGGUGAUAUUCAGAGUUGGCGGUUUGAACUAUCAUUCCCUUUAAAAUUUACAAUGUUAAGUGUUUGCUCCAAAAAUGCAGCUAUUCUUUCAAGGGAUGUGAGACAAUGGGUGAUAUGAAUAAAGUCUAGCAAAUGCUUUUAUCUAAAACUCCAUGUACAUUUACACUAGGCCUUUCUGUACAAAAUUGAAGUAAAAGCAUUUGCUAGUCUUUAUUCAUAUCACCCAAUGUUCAGGCCAGUAAUAACCAUUUCUUGGCCGUCUGGUUCCAGUCCCUUGCCUAUUGUUAAAGGGGAGACUAUAGACAGAAGCCAGGUGGGGCAGAUUAAGUUUUGUGAGGUUACCGAUUGGGGUCUUACUCUCAAAUACAUCCGCACUAUUCAUGCUUAAAUGAGGAAUAUUUGUAUCUCGGACUCAAAUCAGACAUCGUUGAGUGGUAAAUUCAGACGUAGUGCAAGAGUCAUGUACCCCCCUUUUCGUCGGGGUGCAGCAACUUUCAGGACGUCUCCUCCCGAGAAGCAAAUAACCACGUGUUGUUUUAACCUGGAGAAGCUGAAAUGUAUAUUCCUUACUUAAAUUUGCAAAUAUUUCAGCGGUGUGGGCCCACAGACCUCCUCUUUUCAUUCCAAGAUUACACCCUGGGGGACUCCUUUCUCAAAUUUGUGGAUCCACCACUGCAGUUCCCUACUCUGCAUAGUAGUCACAUGGAUGCCAAAAUAUUGUACUCCUACAAGUAGCUCCUGCCUUUAGCCCCUCUAUGAAUAUUUCACCCCUAGGUUUUUUUGGGAAUACACUGUAGUUCUCAUUGUGUUUCUCAAUGGUAAUUUUUGGAUCAACUGCAGUCUUGGUAAGGGCUUUUUCACAGCCCUGGUCAGUCCUGCAAACGAUCGGGUCCUGUCUUAAGCUAGAAAAAUGGUCAUUUCAAAUUAGGUUUGUUGUAAGCUGUUGUUCAGCAGCAGGGAGGAUGGGCCUGUCAUCUUGUGUCGCUGUCAUUCUUGGUGAAAUUCUGAACCCAGUGAGAAUUAUGCAUUUGUACGAUGUUAUCUAAUUAUUGUGCCGUGUGUAAAUAUUUCAGACUUUUGUAUAGAACCAAAGAAAGAAUCAUUAUCACAAGACUUAUUAACGGUAUUAGUUAUUGAAAUGAACAUAAUGUUUUUCUAAAUAUUUAAUAAUUACCCAAAAUGUUGAUGAUCAUUUAGGUUAUGGAAAUGUGCUGAUUUUAUUUGCCCUGAUCUGGAGUACUGAGAUGUCAGAGUGAGCCAUAUAUUUGCUGUUGGGAAAUUCUCUUCAUGGUUUUUAGCAGUGGGUUUGAUAACAUAUGUUAAUUUUCUUUUUAGAGGGCUUUGAACAAAAAUAUACAGCACCGGAAGUCUGAUUGGUUUAAGGAAGAGACUUGUGAGGUCAAAUUGAAGACUGAAACGUGAGACUUUAGUGAAAUAAAAUGCAAAAAGAUAUAACCGCGUCAUCAGUGAAAUAUGGGUACAUUUGUAUUAAUGCCAACCAUAGGGCACAAGGAAUUUGAAAAAGUGGUCUUUUCAGCUGGUGAGGUUCGACUUUGGUCGUUGAAGGUCAUCAUUUUGGGGCAUUAUUCUGACUAAAAUGUUGAAUGCAGAGUGCAGAUUCUGCUGCUGUGUGUAUUUGAGGGUGAUUUAGAUCAUGUGUGUAUGUUAUACAGGAGGCAAUGGGGUAGGAGGGAAGUUCUCUUUCUGAGGGGUCCUAGAGGAGGCCUUGUCAAGGUGUGUCAUCCCACAAUCAAGAUUACCUCAAGUUAUUCUCGCCCUUACUCUGGAGGACCUGAAUAGGCCCUUUGCCAGAUACGCUGGUACCACCUAGGGACGGCAAAACGAACUACCUUUGCAAUAGGCUUUUACGGUCAAUGAUGCUAGACAAUGCCUCUUGAGCCAUUGUCUGGCGUCUUUUACCGUGAAAAUCUAUUGUAAAGAUGGUUUGUUUUGCCGACCCUCACAAAGGGCCUAUUCGCCCCACGAUUAUACCAGUAGGAUAAGAUUUGUGUACAUGUUUGUAUGAAUGUCUAAGAUUAUUUGGUUGUAGUUGGUGACGAAAAAAUUCACCCCAGGUGUGGUCAGAAGUAUCUCUUUCUUUCCUUACUAGUUUCAUGUAUUCUUUAGAAAAUUGGGUCGUUUCUUGUCUGGGGAAAUUGUUCAAAAGGCAUAUGAAAGAUUGUGGAAGGACUCCUGUCAUAUUUUUCCUUCUCAUCUACAUUCUACGCAAGCCUCAGUGUAAGAUAUAUGUAGCGACGAAAGGCAAGGUUUGCCCUUUGUUACAAAGAUGGCAGCACUGUGACUUAAUGAAUAUGGAUUCGGAAGUAAAAAAGGUGCAAGUACCGCACUGCAAGUCAUUGAUGCUCUGGGGGUGUCAUACAUACAACACCCGGUGAAGGCUAAACCCUUUUCCUACUGCAGGGUUUUGGUAGUGUACCAUUGCCCUGACCCGCAACCGGUAAAGACCUGCCGGCCUGGCCCCCAAAUUGACUUGAGAAAAGUUCAUUGUAAUAUAGCCAGCAUUACCCUAUCUUAGGGUCGGGGUCUUCAUUGAUGUGACUCAGUGCUGCUAUCUCAUUUUUCAGGUGGAACCAACCUAAAACUUACAGUUACUUUAGUGAAUGAUUGAUGUAAAUUUAGCAGUACAGAGUACUGCUGGCCACUGGUACACAGUGUAUUAAGUACUUGGUACAUACCCGGUGUGGUAGCGAAAGAAUGGGGAAUAAUGUCUUGGUUAGUUCAGUGGUUAUCCCCAUUGGGUCGUGGUGUGUAGGAAUCAAUUGUGUAUUAGAUCUGGAAACAAUGAAAUCCACCUGUUUAUUGUCUGCACUUUAUCCUGUGUGUGAUCCUGGUAUAGUUUGGCCAGUUCUCUGCUGGGAUUGCCCUAAUCAAUCCAAAUGGCACUUGUUUCCCGUACUUGAUCAUUCCUCUCAAAUACUCUCUGUCUAAAUACUCCUCUCUUUCUGACUUCUAAUACAAAACUAGUUCUUUAGUUCGUCUGUCUCCUUCUUGUUGACGACAUCGACCCGGGGUGAUAUUUUCAGUAGGUUAAAGUGGCAUUCUUCAGUAGAUUUUAGCGACAUAUUUGUAAAAAAUGGGAUAUUUAUACUCUUAUUCACCGUCAUCACAUCAUGUGUCCACGGAACAUCGCAAUGGUAUGUGCUGCCAUCUUUUGUCUAGGAAGGAAAGCAUGGUGUCCACCAAUUCCUAUGUUACCUGUCACUAUCGACAGUUUACCCCAUUCAAUAUUUUAGGCCCUCAAAAUACAGCUUUCGUUUCAACAUUAUACUUAACUCAUUCAUGGUAUGGUAAAAAUGAAAGAUGUUAAUCUGAGAUUGAUCCUGUAAUUUUCCCCUGAUCCCACAAUAAAAAUAUGAUUCCUCUGGACAAAAGUGGUGGCUUUCAUUGAUCAUAAAUAAAUAUUGAGAAGAUUAAA
Lineus longissimus is the source of this 9268-nucleotide messenger RNA. Its product is annotated as arginine-glutamic acid dipeptide repeats protein-like. The coding region runs from base 93 to 5024 and encodes 1643 amino acids. Gene Ontology annotation, biological process: regulation of DNA-templated transcription. Gene Ontology annotation, cellular component: nucleus. The record is from RefSeq and is a predicted model, not a curated record. Lineage: Eukaryota; Metazoa; Nemertea; Pilidiophora; Heteronemertea; Lineidae. Gene Ontology annotation, molecular function: zinc ion binding; sequence-specific DNA binding; chromatin binding. The transcript is spliced from 24 exons.